Messenger RNA from Diorhabda sublineata, 722 nucleotides. It is a transcript of the gene ITP, whose product is annotated as ion transport peptide-like. Gene Ontology annotation, biological process: circadian rhythm. Gene Ontology annotation, molecular function: neuropeptide hormone activity. Gene Ontology annotation, cellular component: extracellular region. The record is from RefSeq and is a predicted model, not a curated record. The transcript has 4 exons. NCBI's taxonomy places the organism in Eukaryota, Metazoa, Arthropoda, Insecta, Coleoptera, Chrysomelidae. Bases 211 to 588 code for a protein of 125 amino acids.
ACUCAAACAUUUUUCGUAAAUUUUAACGUUUUUAACAAUCGAUUUGUUGUUUUUCUCUAUUUAUACUUUGUAAAUUAUGAAUUAUUGUGAAUGUUCCGUUGUUAAAAAUAUAACUUUGUCAACCUACAUAAGGUUCGAGUUGUUUAAAGUCGGUUUAUUAUACAGUGUUUACUAAAUUUUCGUAAAUGGGUGCUGGUUAAUAAUAUAUUGAUGAAUCACAAAUCAUCGCAGGGUGUUCGAUACACUCAAGUCGGUUGGGUGUGUCUGGCAAUAGGAUUAUUCAUGCAAAUAGUAUCCGGAAACUUGGUAAACAGGUCUCCCAAUCUUUUGAGCCGUCACCGCAUCACCAAAAGGUCCUUCUAUGACUUACAAUGUAAAGGAGUUUACGAUAAAACGAUUUUCGCCAAAUUAGACAGAAUUUGCGAGGAUUGCUACAAUCUUUUCAAGGAACCUUCGAUUUAUUCGUUAUGCAGGGAAGAUUGUUUUUCAACAAAAUACUUUGGAGGGUGUUGUGAAACCCUUCUUUGUGAUGAUAUAGGACAAAUCCAGGAAAUGAUAAAACAAUUAAACGGGGGAGAUGUAAUUUAGGGUAAACUGCUUUUCCGAUAAAUACUUCAGGGGUUGUGUCGAAAGCUUACUAAUGGACGAGGAAUGGCAGGAACUUGAAAAAAUGAUCGAGUUCGUCGGAAAGUAAGUUUUCGUUACUCGACCACCCAGUGCCC